Molecule: messenger RNA, 1014 nt
Organism: Naegleria fowleri
Lineage: Eukaryota; Heterolobosea; Eutetramitea; Acrasida; Naegleriidae
Exons: 1
Coding region: 1-1014 (337 amino acids)
Source: RefSeq, a predicted model, not a curated record
AUGAGUUCAGAAGGAGGUUUUCGUUUGAAAGGAAUUAGCUCAACAAAGAUUGUCAGUUUAGAUGUCUCUGCAAUUCGUAACAUGGUUGCUAAUGAUUUUAACUAUAUGCCUCCUUUUGAAGACGUGACUAGUUAUUAUAGUUUCGACACGGAUUAUGGUUUAAGAAGCCCGUUCUUUGUCUUAUCAAAUAAUAACCUCUUAAUGUCCAUGAAUUUCUAUCCAUUUUGGUUUCUUUAUGAUAAUAAGUUAAAGAACUUUACAAUAAUGGUGAAUGAUGCAGUUCUUACCUCAAGACCUGCAUGUCAUCUAAAGCAAGCCAUUGAAAGUAAUACUUUGUGGGCAAAGUGCAAUACUGGUGAUAGUGUGGAAUUUUGGAAAUUCGAUCUUUUUUUCCAAAGAUUUGUAAAACUUCGUGUGGUGACCUAUCCAGCCAACAUUACCAUUACAAAUGGAUACAUUGGAAAUAAUAAUUGGGUUCCAACUUCAAAAUAUAUUUACUAUGCAGCUUCUAGAGGUUUCAAUGUUUGGGGACCAGAAACUCAAUUCCUUAAUAGGUGGACCAUUAGUUAUUACCCAGUGGUUGGUCCUUAUACAAUGGAUGAACAACUUGUUGGCACUCGACUAUUAUCAAGGGUUGACAAUAGAGAUUACGUAGAUCAUGCCUCUCUCGCAGAUUCAAUGACUUCAAUGACAUUUGACAGGACCAUUCAGAAAAUAAUGAUUGUCAUGAAUUCAGACAUGGUUUAUCAAGUAUUCGGCAAAAGAAACUAUUUUGCAAAUGACCUCUCCUACAGAUAUCAAGAAAUAAGUCCAGUAGUUCACUUUGACGAAACCACUCGAACCUAUGUUCCUGCCUACAAUGGAAUUGGCAUCUCUCCCUCCACAACCUUCUCCUAUGCCUAUGGUAUUUCAUGGACAUGUGUUUCCCAAUACCUUUCUGCUUAUAGAACUUGGGCUGGCAAUCUAGCACUUUACAAUCAGCAGCAGAGAAAAUUUAUGGCUGAUCCAUUAUAA